Molecule: messenger RNA, 219 nt
Organism: Knipowitschia caucasica
Lineage: Eukaryota; Metazoa; Chordata; Actinopteri; Gobiiformes; Gobiidae
Source: the annotation of a GenBank genome assembly
AUGUUUAGUCUCUGUCCGCAAAAGAUCAUAAAUGAGGACACACUGCACUGGAACAACGUGGACAGAAACAUGGUGAAGAUUCUGGAAGAUGACUGUCCCAACGAAGGAACAAGGAACUGUCGAAGAAUGAGACUUUCGGUCAGGAUGGCCGAGCGGUCUAAGGCGCUGCGUUCAGGUCGCAGUCUCCCCUGGAGGCGUGGGUUCGAAUCCCACUUCUGA